Labrus mixtus (cuckoo wrasse) is the source of this 1174-nucleotide messenger RNA. RefSeq lists its product as uncharacterized. Gene Ontology annotation, molecular function: protein tyrosine kinase binding; MHC class II protein binding. NCBI's taxonomy places the organism in Eukaryota, Metazoa, Chordata, Actinopteri, Labriformes, Labridae. Bases 87 to 797 code for a protein of 236 amino acids. Gene Ontology annotation, biological process: positive regulation of ERK1 and ERK2 cascade; interleukin-15-mediated signaling pathway; T cell activation. Gene Ontology annotation, cellular component: membrane raft; external side of plasma membrane. The transcript is spliced from 3 exons. The record is from RefSeq and is a predicted model, not a curated record.
AGUAGCAACGCUAAAAAAACCCUUCAACUUUAUGAACUCGUACAGAUGUGAGGGUGAGAACAGAAGAGGACAGACUGAGAAUCACGAUGGACGAGUUCAAAUGGAUUCAAAUUUCUUUCAUCCUUGUGACGGUGCUUCAGCUGACAGCAGGAACCGGACUGUCUCCCACCUACUAUGUCAUAGUUGGAGAUGACGUCGCAUUGGCUUGUGGAAAUGUGAUAGAAGAUCAGAGUGACUGUGACAGUACUACAUGGACUUGGACCAGUAGAUCAAGUAACGCAGCAGUAGAGCUGAUUAGACUCGGCCAGAUUACUGAAAACAGAGGAUUUAAAUUAAACAAACUGAGUCUGGGAGUGAACUGUUCUCUGGUUAUAAAGAAGGUCACAAAGGAGGAUAUUGGUCUUUUUAUCUGUCAACAGUACAAAUCACACAUAAAAGCGGCUCCAGAUGCUUGGGUGUAUCUGUCUGUUAUUUCCAUGACUGAGCAGAAGAACAGAGAUGAGGUGACAUUAAUCUGCUCUGUGUUGACGUUUGAUGGGUGUAGACAAACAGUGAAGUGGCUGUUUCAGAAUAAAGAUGUUGAAGAACAUAAUCAAGGUGGGAGGACAUCCUGCACUGCAUCUUUGACCAUUCCGAGUUAUCUUGAAAUCUACAAAUCAAGAUAUAAGUCACUGGAGUGUAAAGUGAGUGUUGGUGAUGGAGGGCAGCUGUUUCCCUUCAAACUUCAGCCCUCAGAUGAGAAUCCAGGUAAGAUCUGUAUUAUGAUAAUUUCAGAUAACUCUUAUUGUAAUGAUUGAGCAAUAAAUGCUACAAUUUGCGAAUGUGAAAACUAAAAUAAAAUAUUUCUUCUAUAAAGAUUAGAACUUUUAAUCUUCAUAAUUUAUAUGUAAAUGUUUAUUAAGGUGUGUAUAUCUCUUCAGGUGAGAUCCCUACAACAGCAACAAUCAAAUCAACAACACCAAAUGAAAAGAGAAAAACAGCAACCGACACAACAGAAACUGGAGUAAAUCAGUCUGCAACACCAAAUGGUAAUGGCUCAACUUCUUAUGUUUGUCUUUGCUCUUUAAAACCAAAUUAGGAAAAGGAACUUUACACAGAGUUUAUUUUCCAAUCUGUUCAUCAUUGCUUCCUUUGUGUGGAUGAUUUUGACAUAACGAUGGAGAAAACAAGUUAA